This is a messenger RNA of Loa loa (African eye worm), 985 nucleotides long. Its product is annotated as cytidylyltransferase. Gene Ontology annotation, biological process: NAD+ biosynthetic process. Bases 179 to 892 code for a protein of 237 amino acids. The record is from RefSeq and is a predicted model, not a curated record. Lineage: Eukaryota; Metazoa; Nematoda; Chromadorea; Rhabditida; Onchocercidae. The transcript is spliced from 3 exons. Gene Ontology annotation, molecular function: nicotinate-nucleotide adenylyltransferase activity; nicotinamide-nucleotide adenylyltransferase activity.
UUUUUCAGUGGGCCAAACUAUUUGUCGGGUACUAUUUGUCGAUACUUCAGUUGUUGGUAUUCUUCGAUCGCUAAAUAUACACUGAUUUUAGUUUAGGAAUUUUAAAAAUUUAUAUUAACUGUUGUGAACGGUCAUUUCGGUACGUUCAACACAAUUUGAAACAUCCGAAGAACAGCGAAUGAACAGCCUGGAAGGAGCACGAGUAGCUCUGCUGGCAUGUGGUUGUUAUAACCCGCCAACAAUUAUGCAUCUUAGGAUGUUCGAGAGUGCUCGUGAUUUUUUGGAAGUUCGCUAUGGAUGCGAAGUGGUUGAAGGAAUUCUAAGUCCAGUUGCUGAUUAUUUUGGCAAACCUGACCUAUUACCUGCAGCGCACAGAUAUAAGAUGUCAGAAUUAGCAGUGAAAAGUUCAACAUGGAUCAGAGCUGACCAAUGGGAAUGCAGUCAAAAACAGUGGACCAGAACACUUUUGGUUUUAAUACACUUCAAGCAGAUGUUAGAUCGCAAAUAUAAUGACACACGGUUGCGUCUGAUGUUGUUAUGUGGUGGAGAUGUUGUGGAUUCAUUCAAACGAAUAACGCCUUCGGGAGAUUAUCUGUGGGAUCCCUCUGAUAUUGGUGCAAUUAUACGCGACUUUGGUUUGGUAGUACUAGCUAGACGAAAUGCAGAACCAAUGAAGACUUUAAGUCAGCUUGGCUAUAAUGGUCAGUCAUUAGCGAACGUGUUUGUUUUCGAAGAUACAGCUUUACCUAAUGAUAUAAGCUCCACACGUUUACGAGCUGCAAUUCGACGCGGUGAAUCGAUAAAAUAUUGUACGAUGGAUUCGGUAGUGGAUUAUAUUAGAAAACACCAACUUUAUCGAGUCAAGAAUAGUCAAGCCGCAAACUGUUCUUAGUGAGUUAUGUUAGAUUACUAUCUUUGUGCAUCUUAUCUUUUUAUUUUUCUAUCUUGUACAGAUGAUGUCUUCAAAGAGCGUAAAAAGGAAGAG